Molecule: messenger RNA, 4751 nt
Organism: Otolemur garnettii (small-eared galago)
Lineage: Eukaryota; Metazoa; Chordata; Mammalia; Primates; Galagidae
Gene: RAI14
Product: retinoic acid induced 14
Exons: 17
Coding region: 75-3017 (980 amino acids)
Molecular function (GO): actin binding
Source: RefSeq, a predicted model, not a curated record
CACAUUUUCUUUGUUUCUCUACUUAGGUGUUGAAAAAUCUCCUCCAGAACUUUGGAAGGCUGAAUGGACUAAUCAUGAAGAGCUUGAAAGCAAAGUUCAGGAAGAGUGAUACCAAUGAGUGGAACAAGAAUGAUGACCGGCUGCUGCAGGCCGUGGAGAAUGGAGACGCCGAGAAGGUGGCCUCGCUGCUGGGCAAGAAGGGGGCCAGCGCCACCAAGCACGACAGUGAGGGCAAGACUGCCUUUCAUCUUGCUGCUGCAAAAGGACACGUGGAAUGUCUCAGGGUCAUGGUUACACAUGGUGUGGACGUGACAGCCCAGGAUACUACAGGACACAGCGCUUUACACCUCGCAGCUAAGAACAGCCACCACGAGUGCAUCAAGAAGCUCCUACAGUCUAAAUGUCCAGCUGAAAGUAUUGACAGCUCUGGGAAAACAGCUUUACACUACGCAGCUGCGCAGGGCUGCCUUCAAGCCGUGCAAGUUCUCUGUGAGCACAAGAGCCCCAUCAACCUCAAGGAUUUGGAUGGGAAUAUACCACUGCUGCUUGCAGUGCAGAAUGGCCACAGUGAGAUCUGUCGCUUUCUCCUGGAUCAUGGAGCAGAUGUUAAUUCCAGGGACAAAAGUGGAAGAACUGCUCUCAUGCUGGCUUGUGAGAUUGGCAGCUCUGACAUUGUUGAAGCCUUACUUAAAAAGGGUGCAGACCUAAACCUUGUAGAUUCUCUUGGACACAAUGCCUUAUAUUAUUCCAAACUCUCAGAAAAUGCAGGAAUUCAAAGCCUUCUAUUAUCAAAAAUCUCUCAGGAUGCUGAUUUAAAGACCCCGACAAAACCAAAGCAGCAUGAUCAAGUCUCUAAAAUAAGCUCAGAAAGAAGUGGAACUCCAAAAAAACGCAAAGCUCCACCACCUCCUAUCAGUCCUACCCAGUUGAGCGAUGUGUCUUCCUCAAGGUCGAUAACUUCAACACCACUUUCAGGAAAGGAAUCAGUAUUUUUUGUUGAACCACCCUUCAAGGCCGAGAUCAGUUCUAUACGAGAAAACAAAGACAGACUAAGCGACAGUACUACAGGUGCUGACAGCUUAUUGGAUAUAAGUUCUGAAGCUGACCAACAAGAUCUUCUUGUCCUAUUGCAAGCAAAAGUUGCUUCCCUUACCUUACACAAUAAGGAAUUACAAGAUAAAUUACAGGCUAAAUCACCUAAGGAGGCAGAAGCAGACCUAAGCUUUGACUCUUACCAUUCCACCCAAACUGACUUGGCCCCAUCCCUGGGCAAACCUGGUGAGACCUCUCCCCCAGAUGCCAAAUCAUCUCCGUCUGUCUUAACACAUUCCUUAGGUAAAUCCACUGUUGACAGUGAUGUCAGAAUUCAGCAACUACAAGAGAUUUUGCAAGAUUUUCAGAAGAGACUGGAGAGCUCUGAAACAGAAAGAAAACAGUUACAGGCUGAACUCCAGUCCCGAAGGACAGAACUGGUAUGCUUAAACAACACGGAGAUGUCAGAGAAUGGCUCUGAUCUCAGCCAGAAACUUAAGGAAACUCAGAGCAAGUACGAGGAGGCCAUGAAAGAAGUCCUCAGUGUGCAGAAGCAGAUGAAACUGGGUCUUGUCGCCCCUGAGAGUGUGGAGAGUUAUUCACAUCUCUGCGAGCUGAGGGUCUCUGAGGAGGAGAUAGAUGCCCUAAGGCAGGAUCUGCAGAAGGCAUUAGAAGAGAGUGAAAGAAAUAAAGAGAAAGUGAGAGAGUUAGAGGGAAAACUUGCAGAGAGGGAGAAAGGUACAGUGGCUAAGCCGCCUGCAGAAGAAUAUGAGGAAAUGAAAAGUUCAUAUUGCUCUGUUAUUGAGAACAUGAAUAAAGAGAAAGCAUUUUUGUUUGAGAAAUACCAAGAGGCCCAAGAAGAAAUCAUGAAAUUAAAAGACACGCUAAAAAGUCAGGUGACACAGGAAGCCAGUGACGAAGCUGGGGACAUGAAAGAGGCCAUGAAUAGGAUGAUAGAUGAACUCAAUAAACAGGUGAGCGAGCUGUCACAGCUGUACAAAGAAGCCCAGGCUGAGCUGGAGGAUUAUAGGAAGAGGAAAUCUUUAGAGGACGUAACGGCCGAAUACAUCCAUAAGGCAGAGCAUGAGAAAUUGAUGCAGGUGACAAACAUGUCCAGGGCUAAAGCGGAAGAUGCACUGUCCGAAAUGAAGUCUCAGUAUUCUAGAGUGUUGAAUGAGUUGACCCAGCUCAAACAGCUGGUGGAUGCGCAGAAAGAGAACUCUGUCUCCAUCACAGAACAUUUGCAAGUGAUAACCACGCUGCGCACUGCUGCAAAAGACAUGGAAGAAAAAAUAAGCAGUCUGAAAGAGCACCUUGCAAACAAAGAAGUGGAAGUGGCUAAGCUAGAGAAACAGCUCCUAGAGGAGAAAGCCGCGAUGACGGAUGCAAUGGUGCCCAGGUCUUCCUAUGAAAAGCUCCAAUCGUCCUUAGAGAGCGAAGUGAGUGUCCUGGCUUCAAAAUUAAAGGAUUCAGUAAAAGAGAAAGAAAAGGUCUAUUCAGAGGUUGCCCAGAUUAGAAGUGAGGUCUCUCAAGUAAAAAGAGAAAAGGAACAUAUUCAGACUCUCUUGAAAUCCAAAGAACAAGAAGUAAAUGACCUUCUGCAGAAAUUCCAACAGGCUCAGGAAGAACUUGCAGAAAUGAAAAGAUAUUCUGAGAGCUCUUCUAAAUUGGAGGAGGAUAAAGAUAAAAAGAUAAAUGAGAUGUCAAAGGAAGUCACCAAAUUGAAGGAGGCACUGAACAGCCUGUCGCAGCUCUCCUACUCAACAAGCUCAUCCAAAAGACAGAGUCAGCAGUUGGAUGCACUGCAGCAGCAGGUCAAGCAGCUCCAGACCCAGCUGGCUGAAUGUAAGAAACAACACCAGGAGGUCAUAUCGGUUUACAGAAUGCAUCUUCUAUAUGCUGUGCAGGGCCAGAUGGAUGAAGAUGUCCAGAAAGUACUGAAGCAAAUCCUUACCAUGUGUAAAAACCAGUCUCAGAAGAAGUAAAGUGGAUUCCUUGGCAGGACACUGCCCCCUUGUUGUCCAUCUUUGUGAUCCAGAGUUGUUGGCAACCACUGCCAUCAUUCUCACUUGUGGUAUGCACUGUGACCUAGCAUGGCCUCUUCCCUUUCCAAAGGUUUCUGAGUACUGCUCCCAGGAGAAGACAGCCCUCCUAGGAACUGCCUGGAUUUCAAACCAGCAGAGGUGAAAUUCUCUGUCAUCCCUUCAGUUUCCAGGGCUGGGAUGUGGCACCCUCCUCGGUAGCUGACCACCUGAGUGGUUCCAUUACCACUGAACGACACACAGAGGUUCAAUACUGCUUCUGUUCCUGUACUGGGGCUGUGCUCAUCAGCACAGGAGAGCUCUUUUGAGCUUUGGCUUCCAAUCUCAAAAACAUAAUUUGCUUUUUAACCAAAUUAGUGUGGCAUUAGUUACGAAGCGCAUGCUUAAGACCCUUUAUCAUGUUAUCCUGUGGAUUUAAAAUCUCUAAUUCUGUCUCAUCCCCUCAUCUACCUUACAUAUCUCAUUACCCUGCUUAUCAAUCUCAUAGUUUGAUGAGCACUCUUAACUGAAGUUUAAGGCAAAUUGUCCUUAGUAAGUUGUUUUUUUUUAAGUAAAUUGAAAUUGUCUAUGCAAACUUGCCUCCUGCUUGAAGCUCAGGAAACCCAGACGUUUUGUGUUUCAACAAGGGACAGUGAACUGCAUGUUUACAGCCAAAAGAAAUGCCUCAUAGUUCCUAACCUCAAUUUUUUUAAAAGUGUUUUUCCUCUGUAAUAUUUUUAUUGGCUCUUGAAGAUGUUUUCAUAUCUAAACCCCUAAAUAAGUAAAAUUACAUUAGAUAAUAUUAACAAAAUAUUUUUUAGGUAAUCAUGCUUAGGACUUUUUAAAAAUAUAACUUUCUCCUCAAAGUUUUCCACAAUAGCUAAAGGUAGUUAUGUAUUCCAGACUUGAGCUGCCACCAGUAUCCCUAGGACUUUCUGCCAUUGUGUCCUCAAAACUGUAGCGCAUUUCUGAAUAUACUAAAUACUUUUUUAUGCGUUGAAUAUUUUGAACGUCCUGGCUAUAUCAGCACCCAUAAACUAUCUCUGAAAGGACUGUUAGUACCAGUUUUCCAGCUUUGAAACUAAAAACCCUGAUAUAACAUGGCGUAUAAGUCUUGGGGGGAAAUAUUUCUGUUCACUUUACUUUCAGGUUAAAAAUGUCCCUAGCUUGCUUGCAGCCUCCUGUAUACCAUUGAUUUUGUGGAGGGAGAUAAACAGAAUACAGAAAGCUCCAAAAUAUUUAACUAGAAGUGGAGGGCCCCUUAUGACAGGGCCACACACUGCAGUGCUGCCCAGUCUUAGAGGGUACUCGGCUCUGCUGGAUGAUGUGUUCAUCUGUAUUGGAUGAGGACCAACGACAGCAAAAAUGGUUUUAAAGCUUGGUGUUACUUUUCUUAAGUUGUUUAAUUGCAAUUAAGCAAUUUCAAAAAUGCUCCAAAGAAAUGUGAAAGGACUUUUUUGUCACAUUACAAAUGCAAAACAACCCGCCCCCUGGCCCCCCCCGCACAGAAAUGCUGCAGAGUAUAAAACUUGAGACAUUUUGUAGGAUGCCUGACAAAGUGUAGCCUUUUAUCUUGUUUCAGGAUGUGUAUUUAUUACAAGUACUCUGGUUAAAUAUUGAAAAGGUAUAUGCUGUAGUUUAGUAUUUUGUCUUUGUAAUUUUAAGAAGUUAUUGCAGAAAAAUAAACGUUUCAUUUUG